Messenger RNA from Scatophagus argus, 3594 nucleotides. RefSeq lists its product as uncharacterized. The transcript has 14 exons. The coding region runs from base 298 to 2922 and encodes 874 amino acids. NCBI's taxonomy places the organism in Eukaryota, Metazoa, Chordata, Actinopteri, Scatophagidae. The record is from RefSeq and is a predicted model, not a curated record. Gene Ontology annotation, molecular function: protein binding.
AUACGACCGUCCCAGAACGCAUCAUCCGGCUGGUUUAAAUGAAAUAAAAUCAGUGUGACACCAGAGCACGAGCUGCAGAUCACCUGUGAAGUGGGGGCUGACUGUGUUGUGAGUAUGUUUAGGUUUACGACCCAACACAGCCUGCACUCCCUGAUAACAGGACUUCCGGUGUCUGCAGCUGCUGAGGAAACGUUCAGGAAGUCGAAAGAGAGAGAAACCUGCUGCAGCUUCAGAAAACACAAAACUCAUUAAAACAUCAUCAGUGUGACGACACAAGUACAGAACAGGAGCAGAAAAAUGAAGCCGCUGCACAACCGCUGCAGUUCUUCAAACAGCCACUUGGGGCAGGCUCCAAAAGUGAGCCAGUCUCCAUCAGACCUACAGUUCCAAUGUGCACUUUCACAGCAGAAAGGUGUUGAAAGUGUGGCACAGAAAGUUUCUCUGCAGCUGAUUGGCCUGUUCACAAUGACUGCGCUUAACUCAGGUGUGACUCGCCUGCCUCUGACCCUCUGGAGUCACAGUUUAACCAACACAUCCUCUCUGCUCCAACCCCAGUGCACCAUGGGAUGUGCAGUGCUUUUCACUCUCUUCCUGUCCCUGGUGACAUCAUCAGUGUGUGCAGGAGUGGGCGGGGCCAGUCAAGGUGGCGCUGUGCUGUGUCCUCUGCAGUGUGUGUGCGAGACGAGGCCCUGGUACACCCCCCAGUCCGUGUAUCACCAGGCCAGGACGGUCGACUGCAAUGAACUCCACCUGCAGAGGGUCCCAGCCAACAUUUCAUGUGACACGCAGGUGCUGCUGCUGCAGAGCAACAACAUCUCCUCCAUCACUACUGAGCUGCAGAGUCUGGCCAACCUGACAGAGCUGGACCUAUCACAGAACCACUUCACACAGGUGAGCUCCAUGGGUCUCUCCUCUCUGGGCCAGUUGGUGACUCUGUACCUUGAGGAGAACCACAUUGAGGAGCUGGAGGACUUCAGUCUGAGGAACCUGUCCAGUCUGGAGGAGCUCUACAUCAACCACAACCAAAUCUCCUCCAUUGGACCCAAAGCCUUUGCUGGUCUUACCAACCUGCUGCGGCUCCACCUGAACUCCAACCGGCUGGUGGCCAUCAAUAGUCAUUGGUUUGAGUCCUUGCCAUCGCUGGAGAUCCUGAUGAUUGGGGAAAACCCCAUCCUGGGUCUGGAGGAGAAGAACUUCCUGCCUCUGUCCCGCCUCCACAGCCUGGUGCUGGCUGGGAUGGGAUUGGCCUCUGUCCCCUCUGCUGCCUUCCUUGGCCUCGACUACCUGGAGAGUUUGUCCUUCUAUGACAACCAGCUGAGGUCUGUUCCUCGUGAUGCUCUGAGCGUGCUCCCAAACCUGAAGUUCCUGGAUCUGAACAAGAACCCGAUCAUCCGAGUCCAGCAGGGGGAUUUCCAGAACCUUCAGCACCUGGAGGAGCUCAGUCUGAACAACAUGGAGGAGAUGCUGAUGGUGGAGCGAGCAGCUUUCCACAACCUUCCAGAAAUCGCCAAACUGGAGAUGUGCACCAACCCACGACUGUCCUACAUUGACCCGCAGGCCUUCAGUGAGCUGUCCUCCCUCCGGACUCUCCUGCUCCACAGUAACCAGCUCAGCCUCCUCUCAGGAGACCUCCUCUCCUCCCUCCCCUCCCUGGAGGAGGUGUCGCUUCACUCGAACCCCCUGCGAUGUGACUGUCUCUCCUCCUGGGGGCCUCACCUUGGCAACCAAUCACAUCUCAAGUUGCUGGAGUCCUCCGUCACCCUCUGCUCCUCCCCACCUCACCUGAUUGGUCGUGAGCUGCAGGAGGUGGUGGCAAUGGGGUGGGGUGGGGCUGAGGGUGAUGGAGGCGGGACCAACAGCUGCCUCCCUCACAUCUUGCCUCACUCCUUCCCACCUGCCAUGAAUGUCAGCGCCGGGCAGCCAGUCGCACUGGAGUGCUGGGCAGAUGCUGACCCCGCCCCCCAGUUCUACUGGGUGACGCCCACUGGAGACAAGGUGAGCUCGGAGGCCAUGGCUGCACCAAUCAUAUCAGAGGAGGGGCGUGGUCCAAGCAGGAAGAAGAAGAAGAAGCAUCGCGCGUCGGAGCCUGGAGCGUUGCUGAUCGAACAUGCAAAGCCGUCCGACGCAGGUGUGUACACCUGUGUAGCGUGGAACGCCGAGGGAGCCGACACCAGGAGCGUCUCAGUGUUCGUGGACUCUGUGGGCUGGUGGUCGGCUGGGGGGAAGCCCAGCAGUGAGCAGCCCUGGCUGGGAAACUCGUCCAGGCCUGCAACCUCUCUGGUGGUUCUGGCUAAGGUGGUUCACGCUCAGUCAGUGGUGUUGGAGUGGAAGACCCCCCCCCUGCCUCUGCCCCGCUGGAUCAGCGCCACCGUGCACAUCGACAGCCCUCAGAUCAGCUACACCACCAAGGUUCCAGUUGACGUUCAGGAGUAUAAUCUGACUCACCUUCUUCCUGCUACAGAGUACCGUGUAUGCCUCACCGUGUUGUCCUCCCCUCCCUCUUUCUCUCCCAGCUCCUACCCCACCCCCAUCAUCCCCUCCUCCUCCUCCCCCUCAUCCCCUGUCCACACUUCCUGUUUGAACGUCACCACGAAGGAGGCGGAUUUCUCGGUGGAGAUGGUGGCGUCGCGGCACAGCGGCGUGGCGUUGGCUGCAGUCAUGGGCUCCAUGUUCGCUCUGUCCAUCAUGGCGCUGCUGGUGGUCUAUAUGAGCCGCCGCGUGCAGCAGCACAAGUCCUGCGGACACUCGUUGAAGAAGUACAUCCAGCACGCCACGUCCAUCCCUCUGAACGAGCUAUACCCGCCGCUCAUCACGCUGUGGGAGAGCGAGGCCGAGAAGGACAAAGACGACAAAGAGGAGGGAGAGAGGGAGGGGGAGGCAGGGGGGAGUCAGAUCGAUACGACCAAGACUUACAUGUGGUAGCUAGAGAGGAGAUGAGGGUGGAGGUCUCAGUCAACAGAAAGAACCUAAGAGAGAUUUAUAGAGCGACAAGGAAGGAAAGAAGAGAAACUGGACAGAUGAAAGUUACCAGAAUGGACGGAGGUCAUGUGACUGAAGGCAGAGCCUGACAGACAAAGAGAUGGGUAAAACAACACAUGUGGCAGCUGAGAAAGAAAGGGAGGCGAGGAAGAGAGUGAACACCCGGUGGAUAAAAUCAUGCCACUUGACCUCCAUCAGUUUCACUGCUGAAGGUCCAUUCUGGUGUUUCAGCUCAUUAAUUAUAAAACUUUCAGAUUCCUGUUGAUCAGGUUCAAAUCCUCCUCCAGAAUGAGACCAAAUCAUGUGAAUGUGAAGCAGAAAACUGGUGUGAAAAUGGGAUUUGUGGUUUGAUGAGCUGCUCCAGUUGCUUUGUGUGGACAUGUUUGACAUCAGCAGAAGACGACGAUGUGAACAAUUCAGGUUCUGGGUCUCAAACUGUGGCUCGGGGGCUGUGAACUGGACUGUCAGCUGGUUUCAACAGGAUGACUAGAUGAAAGAUUUUCUCUUUUCCUUCCUUUGAGUUUUUUCUCUGUCCUCCUCCCAUGUUCUCCUCUCUACCGAGCACACUGACAGUAGCUGUACUUUCAAAAUAAAUUAUCAGCUUAUUGUAAUUUA